Molecule: messenger RNA, 1188 nt
Organism: Colletotrichum abscissum
Lineage: Eukaryota; Fungi; Ascomycota; Sordariomycetes; Glomerellales; Glomerellaceae
Exons: 3
Coding region: 1-1188 (395 amino acids)
Source: RefSeq, a predicted model, not a curated record
AUGUCAGAAUCAACUCACGCUAUCGUCUUUGGCGCCUCUGGCCUGCUCGGCUGGGCGACUGUCGAGCAGCUGCUCUCUAACUACCCCUCAGAGGGCUCCUUCGAGAAUGUCACGGCUGUGAUGAACAGACCGCUGUCAGAAUCUGACUCUUUCUGGCCACCAGCGUCGCCCACCAGGCCCAAGUUACAAAUCGCUUCUGAUGUCAACCUUACUGGGACGCUGGAAGACCUGACUUCGCAGCUCAAGGGCAAAGUCGAUGGGAUCGAGGGCGUCACCCAUGUAUUCUAUUUCGUCUUCAAUCAGGGCGAUGGGGAUGAUGUUGCCGAGUGCAAGACCAAUUGUAGUAUGAUGCAGACGGUGGUCGAUGCGGUGACCACGUUGUCGACAAACCUCAAGGCAUUUGUCUACUCUGGCGGAACCAGAGGCUACGGGAUUUACACACCUGGCGGUACCUUCAAGCCCCCCUUGGAGGAAUCAAUGGCAGACAAUCUCCCCGAAGACUACGCAAAGACCGUCGCGUACCCCUGGUGGCGUAAGAUCCUCACGAAGGCGAGCGAUGGCAAGCCGUGGACCUGGUCAGAAGUAUGCCCAGACGCGGUAGUUGGAUUCUCCCCGAAUGGAUCCGGUUUCUCGUUGGCACUCCACUGGGCGCAGUACCUAUCCCUCUACGCCUAUAAUCACGGAGUGAGCAAGAACUCCAAGUCCAAUGUUGAAGUUUCAUUCCCUGGAAACCAGGCGGGGUACAACAGCCUUUGCACUCCCGUCUCUUCUCGGAUUCUUGGUCGCAUCGCCAUACACGCCUCACUUCAUGGGGACAGGUGCGGUACAAAGGUCAUCAACAUGGCCGACAAAGAGCAGCCUACCAAGUUUAGUGACCUAUGGCCAUCGAUCGCUGAUUGGUUCGGACUGGUUGGCGUUGGACCGAGGGAAAACGACAAUGCAGAGAAGCCUGGGGAGUAUGUCAAGAAACAUAGGCAGAUAUUCGAAGAACAGGGCUGUGGUAGAGCUGUCACUGCUGGCGUUGGGGGUGGAAGUGUCCAGCUUGACAGCGUUGGGUACUGGUUGUCUUUCGAUCGACAGCUUAGCUUGCAGAGGUUGAGGUCUGUGGGAUUCACCGAGGAGAGAGAUCCUGUUCAGGGCUGGCUGGAGGCGUUUGAGAAGUUUAGAGAGGCGAGCAUCAUCCUCUGA